CAGCGGGCGGGCGGCGGGGCCGCGCCCGGCGAUGAGGCACGAAGCGCCCAUGCAGAUGGCAUCCGUUCAAGAUUCCAGAUAUGGCCAGAAAGAUACAUCUGACCAGAACUUUGAUUACAUGUUCAAACUGCUCAUUAUCGGCAACAGCAGUGUUGGAAAAACCUCCUUUUUGUUCCGAUAUGCUGAUGAUUCCUUUACAUCUGCAUUUGUAAGCACGGUUGGGAUCGACUUCAAAGUAAAAACAGUUUUCAAAAAUGAGAAAAGAAUUAAGCUACAGAUUUGGGACACAGCAGGCCAGGAGAGGUACAGAACAAUUACCACAGCUUACUACCGGGGUGCAAUGGGUUUCAUUUUAAUGUAUGACAUCACAAAUGAAGACUCUUUCAAUGCUGUGCAGGAUUGGUCAACUCAAAUCAAAACGUACUCUUGGGAUAAUGCCCAGGUUAUUUUGGUUGGCAACAAAUGUGACAUGGAGGAUGAGCGGGUAAUCUUCACUGAGAGGGGAAAACAUUUAGCAGAGCAACUUG
This is a messenger RNA of Pseudopodoces humilis (Tibetan ground-tit), 527 nucleotides long. It is a transcript of the gene RAB3C, whose product is annotated as RAB3C, member RAS oncogene family. The record is from RefSeq and is a predicted model, not a curated record. Gene Ontology annotation, molecular function: GTP binding; GTPase activity. Lineage: Eukaryota; Metazoa; Chordata; Aves; Passeriformes; Paridae.